Molecule: messenger RNA, 1149 nt
Organism: Mesoplodon densirostris (Blainville's beaked whale)
Lineage: Eukaryota; Metazoa; Chordata; Mammalia; Artiodactyla; Ziphiidae
Gene: NEUROD2
Product: neuronal differentiation 2
Exons: 1
Coding region: 1-1149 (382 amino acids)
Biological process (GO): nervous system development; regulation of DNA-templated transcription
Molecular function (GO): protein dimerization activity
Source: RefSeq, a predicted model, not a curated record
AUGCUGACCCGCCUGUUCAGCGAGCCCGGUCUCCUCUCGGACGUGCCCAAGUUCGCCAGCUGGGGCGACGGCGACGACGACGAGCCGAGAAGCGACAAGGGCGAGGCGCCGCCACCACCUCCGCCUCCGCCGGGGCCCGGGGCUCCGGGGCCCGCCCGGGCCGCCAAGCCCGUCCCUCUCCGUGCUGACGAGGUGCCGGAGGCCGCGCUGGCCGAGGUCAAGGAGGAAGGCGAGCUGGGGGGCGAGGAGGAGGAGGAAGAGGAGGAAGAGGAAGGGCUGGACGAGGCAGAGGGCGAGCGGCCCAAGAAGCGCGGGCCCAAGAAGCGCAAGAUGACCAAGGCGCGCCUGGAGCGCUCCAAGCUGCGGCGGCAGAAGGCGAACGCUCGGGAGCGCAACCGCAUGCACGACCUGAACGCGGCGCUGGACAACCUGCGGAAGGUGGUGCCCUGCUACUCCAAGACGCAGAAGCUGUCCAAGAUCGAGACGCUGCGCCUCGCCAAGAACUACAUCUGGGCGCUCUCUGAGAUUCUGCGCUCGGGCAAGCGACCCGACCUGGUGUCCUACGUGCAGACGCUGUGCAAGGGCCUGUCGCAGCCCACCACCAACCUGGUGGCCGGCUGCCUGCAGCUCAACUCGCGCAACUUCCUCACUGAGCAGGGCGCCGACGGCACGGGCCGCUUCCACGGCUCCGGUGGCCCAUUCGCCAUGCACCCCUACCCGUACCCGUGCUCGCGCCUGGCGGGCGCACAGUGCCAGGCGGCGGGCGGCCUGGGCAGCGGCGCGGCGCACGCCCUGCGGACCCACGGCUACUGCGCCGCCUACGAGACGCUGUACGCGGCGGCUGGCGGCGGCGGUGCGAGCCCGGACUACAACAGCUCCGAGUACGAGGGCCCGCUCAGCCCCCCGCUCUGUCUCAAUGGCAACUUCUCGCUCAAGCAGGACUCGUCGCCCGACCACGAGAAGAGCUACCAUUACUCUAUGCACUACUCGGCGCUGCCCGGCUCGCGGCCCACGGGCCACGGGCUGGUCUUCGGCUCGUCGGCUGUGCGCGGGGGCGUCCACUCGGAGAAUCUCUUGUCUUACGAUAUGCACCUUCACCACGACCGGGGCCCCGUGUACGAGGAGCUCAAUGCGUUUUUCCAUAACUGA